ACCUUAGUGUUAGCUUUUAGGAUCCCAUUCUUUAUGAUUUGCCUGACUGAGCCUCUGUUUGUAUAUUACCAGGGCUACUCGCUGCUGACUGGAGAAAUACGAGGAGAGACUCUCACUGAUUACCUUCCACCGACGCCACCGCAGAGGAGUGGUUACCACCGUUACCAGUUCAUGUUAUUUGAGCAGCCUCCUCACACAAAGAUAUCACUCACUAAAGAGGAGUCCUCCCGCGGUAAAUGGAAUCUUCAGGGUUUCAUCCGAAGGUUUAAUCUUGAGGAUGUGGCUACUUUGCAGUUUCUCACCCAGCACUUCAAGGACUGAAGGAUGCUUAAAUGCUGCUACCAGAAUAAAAAUGGGACAGCAUAGAAUGUUUCUUUAUUUUCAUAGUUUCCCUUAUUUCCAUGUAUUAAACAGUAGAAAUUCUUCAAAGCUUAAAUAAUCAUCUAUCUUAUCACUGAGUUCAAGAGAUGUUUCCUCUCUCUGUUGCACUAGCUAAAGGGUUUUUGAUGUCACCCCGUAUCUGUGGUCACGUGGUCUGGAGCAAAGGAUUUGGGAGAUAGAUUUUGACUUCACUGGGGAUUUCUUAAUAGUUUCCGAGCGCGGUCGACAAGAAAAGGAAGACGGACCUGAUAUCACGACUUAGUGUGGAAAGAGUUAUUCUAAUUCAGGGGCCGGAAACACGUCAGGGCCAAAAAAAGGAAGUGGGAGGUGAAACCGAGACCGCAGCUCAGCCGGAUGCUGCAGUGGAACCUAAACCAAAAUACUCUGUAGAGUGACAGGACAAGGAGGCGGGACUUGUCAUGCACCAAGUUAAGGGAACUUGCUGUUUGUGUCAUUGUUUAUCAUAUUUCCAUUGACCACUCUCAACGCAGCUGGAAACAAUGAGCUACUUUCAGGUAUCUGACUGAUUCAUCUGAAGUAAAAGUUGAUAUGUUUAGAUGCGCCCUUCAGUAUAACUUGAGGACAAUGAACCCAUCUUGAACUUGAGGGAGUUGCAUGAAAGCCUCACCUGGCAGGGCUGCAGAGGAUGGUGUGGGUAAACUUUUCAACCCAUCCACAAUGAAAUGCUUUACAGACUUUACCGGUCUUUGUAGAGGGUGGGUCAGAGUACCCCCACACCACCCCAUCCGUAAGGAAUAUUGGUUUCUAACCAGCAACUCUCCUCUGGGGAGGUUUUAUAUCAAUAUCCCAGAUGUCUGAAAAAGGGUGGAUUUACAUGAGUGACUUUGAUGCUCUGAUGAUCAAUCUUUAGUUGGUGGUUUCAUUGACCCUAGUUUGGUGUCUCAUCAGUGGGAUAGGCAGGAGCAGGUAAGAGAGGUUUUUGUUCCUUUGGUGGAUAAGCCAUCCUUGGUAACCCCCAAUGUGCCCUCUCCAUGAACUCUGAAAGAUCAUUGAUCCGUUGUCCAGCAUGUGCUUUGUUUGCCUCCCAGACUCAGCAGUCAAAGCACCCAAGUUCACAAACAAAACAACCAAAACGAUGCACAUGGGCCCACAGUGAGUGAGAGAAUCCACCGUUAGAACGCUGCUCCUGACCUUGAUUUGCUCGUCUUAUUUGACUUAUGAAAUCACAUUUCUAAAACCUGGCAAGCAAAGCAUAAUUCAGCACUCAUUCUGAAGCAUGCCAAGUAGGAGAGCAUUUUUCCAAAAGACACCUACUUGAAUCCAUCAGUACAAGACUGAAAUGCCAAGGUGAGCACUUCACUUCCAAAUGCUUUGGACAAAUCCUGCCAAAACAGCUGGGUUUUGCGGCUCGGUUUCCGUCACUGUGUUUAUUUUUUACUCCAAAUGUCAGAAGCUAAAUGUUAUGAUUAAGAAAAAAAAAUGUGAGCUAUAGUUGAGUGCUGUGGAGAAUAUACAAUGAGUUUCUCACUUCCCCUGAUCAUAUGACUACAAUAUUCAAAAUAUCUUUUAAUGAAGUCAAACUUCUCAUUCUAAUAAUCGGUAUAGUUAUCUGACUGAUAAAAGUAAUACAAUAUGCAGGAUAAUUUUAAAGAUUUAAUGAUUUGUGAAAAUACUGCAUAUAAUGAGUUGUGGUAGAAUGAAUUAGGUGCAACAUCUGUUCCGUUGCUUUAGUUUGCAUUUGCAUUUCUAAAUACAAAUAUUAGAUGCCACCUUAAUUUCCCAGAAGUUUUAAGUUCUAUCUUGUCAUAUAAUCCAUGUUUCUGAACAUAACUGAACCAGUUCUGUUUUUGGUUGUUUUUUUCAUCUACAGAUAUAUUCGUAUACCGUUAUUAAAUGAAAUGAUAAUGAAUGUACCAUUUUGGUGAAUUGAUUUGAAAGUUGCAACAAAACAUGAAGCUAAAUACUUUUGUUGUAUUUUUUUUCUGUUUUCACUUUUCUCCAGAAAGUUCUUUGGUUU
Molecule: messenger RNA, 2359 nt
Organism: Cyprinodon variegatus (sheepshead minnow)
Lineage: Eukaryota; Metazoa; Chordata; Actinopteri; Cyprinodontiformes; Cyprinodontidae
Gene: pebp4
Product: phosphatidylethanolamine binding protein 4
Exons: 3
Coding region: 34-321 (95 amino acids)
Source: RefSeq, a predicted model, not a curated record